CGGAAGGGAAUACUAUACAUGGAUGAAAAAGGCGAAUGUUAAAGCGGCAUAGUUCACCGCCUACUGCAUUUUGGAGCGAUGGCUGCUGCCGUCAGUAAGGUUUCCGGCGACAUCAUAUCGUCGAGCUUCGAUCGUAUACGACCACCGCCUCCUGAUUCUUCCCUUCACUUAGUUACCAGACCUCCAAGAAACGCGGUGUCGUAUUGGACGUGUUCAAAGCUUUGUGCAAUUUGCUUUGUUGCUGGAAUGGUUUUCGGGUACUCUCUCAGGGGACGAGUCAAGCGUUGGGCUUCUAACAUCCUCAAGAAGCUGAACUGAAACAUAAUUGAAUUGCAGGUAGUCGUUUAGUUCGAUCACGGUUCACUUUCAUAGAUUUAUGUGAAAGAAUAUGUUCCGUGACGGAUUAUGUGAAAGAAUAGGUAGUCGUUUAGUUUCAAUUUUUCUUCGUUUUUAGAUGUUCCGUGACGGAUUAUGUUUUGUACGGAUUUUGGAAUGAGUUUGAAAGUCAGGGAUUCAAUUACAAACCUACACAAGGGCUUAUUGAUUUAGGUGAUUUAUUUCUAGCCAUUUCGCGCA
Molecule: messenger RNA, 576 nt
Organism: Vigna radiata var. radiata (mung bean)
Lineage: Eukaryota; Viridiplantae; Streptophyta; Magnoliopsida; Fabales; Fabaceae
Exons: 2
Coding region: 79-318 (79 amino acids)
Source: RefSeq, a predicted model, not a curated record